AAAACGUUGAAACACGUUUUGCGAAUAUUUUCAAUGGCCAACGACAAAAGCACCGUAGUCCAUUCGACGACCAUCAGUGAAUUUAAUCCAAGCGAAGACAAAUGGGGCAUUUUGAAAGAGCGUUUGGACAUUCACUUCACCGAAAUAAAUUGCACCGACGAAAAAGCAAAAAAAGCGAUUUUAUUAAAAUCAAUUGGAUCUUCAGCAUAUGAACUAUUACGCAGUCUAUGUGAUCCAAAGACGCCAGUGAAUAUAGAUUUGAGUGAGCUGUGCGACAUUUUGGAAUCUCACUUCACACCUCCAACUAUUGUAUAUCAUGAACGUAAAAAUUUCCAUGACGCCAUUCGCAACGAAAACGAAAGUGUGUCAACAUGGUAUGCUCGUAUCAAGAAGCUGGCUCUGCAAUGUAAAUAUUGCAACAAUUUGGAUGUGAUGGUAAAAGACAAGUUUAUUACUCAAUUGCCCGAGAAAAUUUUCACACGUAUAUGUGAAGAAGACGAAAAUUUGUCAUUGGCCGAUGCUCUUAAAAAAGCGAUGAUAUUUGAAACGAAAUUUGCGAUGAAAGUUAACACGGAUUCCGAAGUUAACUACAUGAGUUCAAAAAAAGGACAAAAACCUCGCAACAAAUGCAACAACAACCGUAAAACACCAGUACAACCGCCUGGCAAGAAAACCGCCUGUACGCCAUGUGGAUGGAAGACACAUGAGGCCCCUACAUGUCCAUACAAGGAAGCUACGUGCCAUACCUGUUCAAAGAAGGGUCAUUUAAGUAGCGUUUGCCGCUCCAAACAGGAAAAUAACAAGAAAAAUUUCAAUUUUAUUAAUUCUUCUAAUUCAAACCCAUAUGUAAAUUCUAUUUCUAAUGGCAAUUCGUUUGAUUUUUCUUUAUACAGUUUAAAUGAUGAUGAAUCUAGCGGCAUGUAUUGUUUGAAGGUCAAGUUCAGCGUCACAAUGAUGGACAUUGCAUGUGAUACGGGGGCACCGCGCACAUUUGUUCCGAAGACUUUCUACGAGAAGCAUUUAUCACAGUAUCCGCUAACGGCUUGUAAGAUCCCAUAUAGAACUUACGGUGGAAAUGAAAUUAAUAUAAUUGGUGAGUGUUUAGCAAGUAUUACUUAUGGGGACACCAGCAAACGUAUUACAGUUGUAGUGACCGAUGCAAACGCACCACCUUUAUUAGGUAGAAAUUUUCUACGUGCAUUUAAAUUUUUGCUAGUGCAAAUGGAUCAAAAUCAUGAGAACCUUGUUCACUCGAUUCGAUCUCCAGAGAAUCGAAGUUUGUCCGUAAUUGUAGACCAAAUUAAAAGUCAAUUUUCAGAACUUUUCGAUGGCCAAUUGGGCAAAUAUAAUGUUUGUGAAAUUUCAUUGCAAAUUGAUAGUCAAGCCAAGCCGGUAUUUUGUAAGCCACGACCAAUUCCAAUUGCUUGGAAGUCUGAAAUUGAACAAAAUCUGAGAGAUUUAGUUGCAAACGGCGUUCUUGAACAAAUUGAAACUGCGAAGUGGGGAACACCGUUAGUUCCCGUUCCUAAACCAGAUGGCAAAUUACGUGUCUGUGGUGACUACAAAACUACAAUUAACAAGUUUCUUGUUGAUGUUAAAUACCCAUUGCCUCUGAUCGAGGAAACCUUCACAUCGUUACAAGGUGGAGAAUUAUUUAGUAAAUUAGACAUGAGUGCUGCCUAUAAUCAAUUGUGUUUGGAUGAAGCAUCAUCUCUAUUGUGUGCUUGGAGUACUCAUAUUGGUACAUUUAAAAUGAAAAGAUUACCUUUUGGCGUAAAGCCGGCAGCUGCUAUUUUUCAAAUGCACAUGGAAAAUUUACUAAGGGGUAUCAAUGGCGUAGUUGUAUAUCAAGAUGAUAUCACAGUCACUGGAAGAGAUUUCAAAGACCAUCUCUUUAAUUUAAAAUCGGUUUUAAAAAAAAUGGCCGAUGCUGGUUUGAGAUUGAAUGCAGUUAAAUGCAUUUUCUUUCAAAAACAAAUUUCUUAUCUUGGUUUUACCAUUGAUAAAAAUGGUCUGCAUAAGAACAGAGAAAGAUUUGCGUCUAUUUUGGAUGCACCUAUUCCUAAAGAUAUUCAUGAAUUGAGAGCAUUUAUUGGCAUGGCUAAUUACUACUCACGCUUCAUAAAAGAUUUUUCAAAUAAAAUGAAUCCGUUGUACAUUUUGCUUCGGAAAGACGUUCAAUUCAUAUGGAACACAGAUUGUGAAAAGGCAUACGAUUUAAUAAAACAUGACAUUUCGUCAGAGCAAGUGAUGACUCAUUUCAAUCCAAAACUUCCAAUCGUUCUAACGACUGAUGCAUGCAAACAUUCUAUGGCAGGAGUCUUAUCACACCGGUUUCCGGAUGGGCUCAAACCCGUUGCUUUCAUUUCGAGAUCCUUAUCCAAAAGUGAAUUGAAUUACUCCGUCAUUGAAAAAGAAGCAUUAGCCAUAUUUUUCUCUGUCACUAAAUUGAAACAAUAUUUAUUGGGAAACUUUUUCACCAUCUUAACAGAUCAUAAACCCCUAUUAUCUAUUUUUGGUGAAACACACGGUUUACCUUUGAUGGCCGCAGCUCGCAUGCAGCGCUGGGCCCUGAUAUUGAGUGGUUUCAAUUAUGAAAUUAAAUAUGUAAAGGGCAUCGAUAAUGAGGCUGACAGUUUAUCACGUUUACCUCAGCUAUCGUACAUUGAAAAAUAUAAUGAUGCAAGCUAUAUAGAUUUGAUUGAAAAAGAUAAUGCUUUACGAAUAAAUUUUAAAAAUAUUGCCAUUGAAACGAGACGCGACCCCAUUCUCAGUAAACUUUUGGAAGCUAUCGAAAGCACCACUAUUGACAAAUUGGAUUCCAAUUUUGAUGUGUUCAAAAGCAAAUCACUUGAACUUACCGUCCAAUAUGGAUGCAUCAUGUGGGGGUUUCGAACGGUUGUGCCAACAAAACUUCGGCAAUGUAUUCUUAAUGAAUUACAUGCAUCCCAUAUGGGAGUAGUCAAAACCAAAUCAUUGGCAAGAUCAUACGCAAGUCCACCCAAAGCCGAGCUAAUACCAUGGGUACCAACAGACUCAGUUUGGAGUCGAAUUCAUAUCGACUUUGCUGGACCAAAUCUUAACCAUUAUUUUUUAAUCGUGGUAGAUUCACACACGAAAUGGGCUGACGUUUUUAAAACAAAAAUAAUCACAUCUGCCUUUACUAUUGGUAAAUUGCGCGAGUUGUUUAGUCGCUAUGGAAUUCCAGACAAAAUUGUUAGCGACAAUGGAACUCAAUUCAAGUCUGCCGAAUUCAAUGACUUUACCACACGUAACAAUAUUGAACACAUUUUCACUUCCCCAGGUCAUGCCGCAACAAAUGGCCAGGCUGAGAAUUUUGUAAAAACGUUCAAAAAGUCAUUCAUUGCUAGUGUAAACAGUGCAAAGUCAAUGAAUUCAUCGCAUAAUAUAGACACGAUUAUAAAUCGAAUUUUGCUCGAUUAUCGUAGCACAAUCCACUGUACAACAAAUGAAACGCCAGCGAAAUUAUUUUUUGGACGCACUUUGCGUACACACUUCAGUAAUUUGCGACCACCAACCGUUAGUGAGGUAGUUGAAAGCAAGCAAAACAAACAAAUAAAAUAUUUCAAAGGCAAACGAAAUGUAACUUUUAAUAAAGGUCAAAAAGUUAUGAUUAGAAAUUACAAAGAUCCUAACAAUGCAUCAUGGUUGCCAGCAAAGAUAAAACGAAAAAUGGGUCCACGUACGUAUACUUGUGUCUACACACACAACAAUAAAGAAAUAAAUCGUCAUUUGGAUCAAAUUCGUGAUCAAUCUAUUGAUACAGAUAAAUCUCUAUAUGAAGAUGUUAAGGCAAAUGCGACUGUGAUCAGUGUUUCUGAUGAGGGUUCAGGUAAUGAAUUGCAAUCGUCACCGUCAUCUAGCAACGAUUCUAAGGCUAAUGAUCCGGACUGGAUUCCAAAUGCAACUCGAAGCACUUCGGAUUCGGGCCAUCAUGAAAAACAAAGAAAAUUGCGCUCGUACAGAAAUCGUAAAGUUAGUUGA
Molecule: messenger RNA, 4005 nt
Organism: Eupeodes corollae
Lineage: Eukaryota; Metazoa; Arthropoda; Insecta; Diptera; Syrphidae
Exons: 2
Coding region: 34-4005 (1323 amino acids)
Biological process (GO): DNA integration
Molecular function (GO): nucleic acid binding
Source: RefSeq, a predicted model, not a curated record